Molecule: messenger RNA, 828 nt
Organism: Myxozyma melibiosi
Lineage: Eukaryota; Fungi; Ascomycota; Lipomycetes; Lipomycetales; Lipomycetaceae
Product: methylenetetrahydrofolate reductase 2
Exons: 3
Coding region: 1-828 (275 amino acids)
Biological process (GO): tetrahydrofolate interconversion
Cellular component (GO): cytosol
Molecular function (GO): FAD binding; methylenetetrahydrofolate reductase [NAD(P)H] activity
Source: RefSeq, a predicted model, not a curated record
AUGAAGGUUUCUCAGGUCUUGCAAGAGAAUUGGCAGAACGAGGUGGCUUCGUUUUCGUUUGAGUACUUUGUUCCGAAGACCCAGCAGAAUCUGUACGAUCGUAUGGACCGUAUGAAGGAAUGGCAGCCGCUCUUCGUCGACGUCACCUGGAACGCCGGCGGUGCAUCUCGGCAGAUGGUGACGAGCACGACGGAUAUGAUCACCAAGGCUUCCAAGGGUUUCGGUCUCGAGACGUGCAUGCAUCUGACUUGUACCGGAAUGUCGCAGGAAGACGUUGAUGCUGCUCUUUCAAAGGCGUUCAACGGCGGCUGCCGAUGCAUUCUUGCGCUGCGCGGCGAUGCUCCGGUCGAGAACGAGAAGUGGGAGGCUACUUCGAAUGGGUUCAUGUACGCUCGCGAUUUGGUGAAGUACAUUCGUCAGAAGUACGGCGACCAUUUCGAGAUUGGAGUUGCGGGAUACCCCGAAGGCCAUCCUGAGCAGCACGACCAGGAUGUUCUUAUCGAGCACUUGAAGGAGAAGCUCGACGCCGGUGCUUCGUUUGUGAUUACGCAGAUGUUUUACGACGUCGAUAAUUUCUUGCAGUGGGUCGACAAGUGCCGCGAAAAGGGAAUCACGCAGCCGAUUAUUCCUGGAAUCAUGCCAAUCACCAACUACGCGAGCUUCAUCCGUCGCGUGAAGUGGUGCGAGAUCAAUGUUCCGCCCGAGUUUAUGAGCGCGCUCGAGACUAUCAUGGAGAAGGGGCAUAUCUACCACUUGCACUUUUACACGAUGAACGUGGAGAAGUCGACUAGGGUCAUUCUCGACAAGCUUGAGCUUGUCAGAAAGUGA